CACAUAGACAAAACAUAGAAGCAGUCAAUUGCGAGUUAGAACUUCAAAACUAGUUGAAAACAAAACAAUAGUCACAAAAAGCAAUUAGUCAUAGACAAAUUUAAAAACAAUACACAAGUCAGCCAGUCAGCCAGCAUCUUCCAGUGUAAACAAAGCAGCAGAUUCUCAAACAACGAAUUCAAAAAUGGCCGACAUCAGCGAUCAAGAAUGGAAUGAUUUCAAGACAAAAUUCAACAAAACCUAUGCCGACGAAGCUGAGGAGAAAUUGCGUCGUGAAAUCUUUGGCAAAACCAAGAAUCGCGUCGAGGAACAUAACAAAAAAUUCGAAAAGGGUGAAGUAUCAUAUUCAAUGGGGAUUAAUCAUUUGGCCGAUGCAACGCAAGAGGAAAUGUCGGCACGCUGUGGCAAACGUGUAGCUCCAACUGCAGUGUAACAGAAACCAAAAACAAAAAAAUCUUCUAAUAUAGUUUUAUGGAAUUACGUCUCAUUUGUCUAUAUGUAUUUUAAUGUUUGUGUGCUUUUUUCUAAUAUGUAUUGUUAGUGAAUCUUAAUUUUUUAUUAUAUAUUGAAAAUGACUCGAUUAAAACAUGAUUAAUUAAAGUAUAGAGCCAUGUGAUCUCGUUGAAUUUUGUAAUGGAAA
This is a messenger RNA of Musca domestica (house fly), 640 nucleotides long. It is a transcript of the gene cer, whose product is annotated as crustapain. The transcript is spliced from 2 exons. The record is from RefSeq and is a predicted model, not a curated record. NCBI's taxonomy places the organism in Eukaryota, Metazoa, Arthropoda, Insecta, Diptera, Muscidae. Bases 185 to 433 code for a protein of 82 amino acids.